Linum trigynum is the source of this 849-nucleotide messenger RNA. The record is from the annotation of a GenBank genome assembly. NCBI's taxonomy places the organism in Eukaryota, Viridiplantae, Streptophyta, Magnoliopsida, Malpighiales, Linaceae.
AUGUCGGGUUUGUAUAAUCCAAACUUCUCACCAGCAAGAGCUGCUUCUCCUCAGAUUAGAACCACUCCUGAUGUCGACAGUCAAUACCUCUCUGACCUACUAGCUGAGCACCAAAAGCUGGGGCCUUUCAUGCAAGUUCUCCCCAUUUGCAGCCGGCUCCUAAAUCAAGAAAUCUUUCGAGUUUCGGGAAUGAUGUCGAACCAAGGGUUUGGUGACCUAGACAGAUUACGACACAGAAGCCCCAGUCCUAUGGGAUCUUCAAACCUUAUGUCCAAUGUUACAGGAACAGGGCUUGGUGGAUGGAAUAACCUUUCCCAAGAGAGAUUAAGUGGACCGCCACCUGGGAUGACUAUGGAUUGGCAAAGCGCACCUGCAAGCCCUAGCUCAUAUACUGUGAAGAGAAUUUUGCGUUUGGAAAUCCCUGUAGAUACCUUUCCAAAUUUUAACUUUGUUGGACGGCUUCUGGGUCCGAGAGGCAAUUCUCUGAAACGGGUUGAAGCCACCACAGGCUGUCGUAUAUAUAUACGGGGCAAAGGAUCGAUUAAGGACCCGGACAAGGAAGAGAAGCUGCGGGGAAGACCAGGGUAUGAACACCUGAAUGAUCCACUUCAUAUCUUGAUCGAAGCUGACUUGCCAGCAAAUAUUGUGGACAUAAGGUUGAGACAGGCACAAGAGAUUAUAGAAGAGCUGCUCAAACCUGUGGAUGAAUCACAAGAUUUCAUAAAGAGGCAGCAGCUGAGGGAGCUAGCAUUGCUGAACUCAAAUUUCAGAGAAGAGAGUCCAGGACCAAGCGGCAGUGUGUCUCCCUUCAACACCAGUGGAAUGAAGAGGGCCAAAACAGGGCGCUGA